Molecule: messenger RNA, 7856 nt
Organism: Lacerta agilis (Sand lizard)
Lineage: Eukaryota; Metazoa; Chordata; Lepidosauria; Squamata; Lacertidae
Product: collagen alpha-6(VI) chain-like
Exons: 38
Coding region: 1-6837 (2278 amino acids)
Biological process (GO): extracellular matrix organization
Molecular function (GO): extracellular matrix structural constituent conferring tensile strength
Source: RefSeq, a predicted model, not a curated record
AUGCGAGGGUGGCAAGGACAGCCCCUGUGGGGAGAUGAUCCCCGCAGCGUCAGCAAUUGGUUUUUUUUUCCUGGCUCGUUUGUGCACAGAAUGAAGAUGUUUCUAAUUUUGCUUCUGGUUACUCUUGGAGCACAGACUUCUGCAGUACAGAGACCUGCCCCUGAAUCUGCAGAUAUCGUCCUUUUGAUCGACAGCUCUGACGCCCUUGGGAGAAGGGCUUUUCCAGUUGUGAAAUCCUUCGUUAACAGAAUCAUCAACAGUCUCCCAAUUGGCCCAAACAGGUAUCGAAUUGCGCUUGUGCAAUACAGCGAUGACGUGAAGGUUGAAUUCCACCUGGAUGACUAUAAAGCAAAGAACCCCAUGCUGAACCAACUCAAAAAGGUUUCGUUCAAAGGUGGACCUUUAAGGACCGGGAAUGCCAUACGAAGGGUCCACGAGACUUUUUUCAGAAGCCCGAGAAAAGACAGGAGCCAGAUUCUGGUGGUCACGACUUCAGCGGCGUCGGUUGAUCCCGUGGAAGAAGCAGCAAGCCGAUUGAGAUGGGAAGGGGUAAAAAUAAUAGCGUUAGGAAUCCAGGAGGCGGUGCCUCAAGAGCUGCAGUCAGUAGCUACCCCUCCGUUCCACUAUAAGUUUGAUACACCGAGGGAUCUCCUAGCGUUUUCUCAAAACAUGCCUGAAGUUAUUGGAAAGGCUGUACAAAUUGAGAUUCUCACGGUCACGCUAACGCCUGCACCUCCAAUUGUGACAGGAAAUGUAACAGGAACCGUUGGUCCUGUAUCUCCAGAAGCUCUGACGUGCCGUGAGGACUCGGUUGCAGACAUCGCAUUUAUUGUGGAUGAGGCUGUUUCACAGGCGGAUGCUGGACAUAUCAGAGAAUUCUUGCAGAACACAGUAAACUCUCUCGACGUGAAAGAAGCCUGCAUAAGGAUGGGCAUCGUGGCGUACAGCACGGAGGCCAAAGUAUUAACUUCUCUGAGAGACGAAACGAAGAAAACGGACAUUCUUCAGAAAAUUAGGAGCUUUUCCGCUAAAGAAGGGAAAUCUCAUUUGGGUGCUGCCAUUAAUAUUACCACAAAACGUGUUUUUGCCGCAAUGAGGAGUGCACAGCGAGUAGCCACCAUUAUCACCCACAGGCCCUCGGAUGAUGAUAUAAGAGACGCAGCUUCUCUCAUUAGCAGGGCUGGUGUGACUGUCUUUGCCAUCGGCCUUGAAGGAUCGGAUGCCGCUCAGUUAGCUCAGAUUGUGUCAUCUCCGCCAGAAUCGAAUAUUAUCAAGCUGAAACAAUUUUCCGAACUGCCCGAAGAGCACAAGACAUUUCACAAGAAACUCUUCAACCAAAUAAAAGACAAACUCUAUAUCCAACCUCAAAGGAAAAUACAGCUCAAAUCAGGAUGCAUGGAGACAGAAAGGGCUGAUAUUUAUUUUCUCCUUGAUGACUCUUCAAGCAUUCAUGUCAAUGAGUUCGAUAAAAUGAAGACUUUUCUGAAGGAAGCUAUUAAGAUGUUUACUAUAGGACCUGAUAGUGUUCGAUUUGGAGUUGUGCAAUAUUCAGAAAAUACUAUCUUACCAAUUAGACUUGGUCAGCACACCACCCGCAUCAGCUUGGAAAAAGAAAUGAAUAAUAUCAGACAUAGAGCACUACCAGAAACAAAUACAGGAGCAGCUAUAAAUUUCACACGGCCAUUGUUUAAGGACGCGAGACAACAGUGUCGCGGGAACGUUCCCUGCUAUCUCAUUGUGCUGACGGAUGGAGAAGCACGUGAUGACGUGAAGGUAGCUGCUCAGCUGCUGAGAAAUGCAAAUGUCAGCGUUUACGCCAUUGGAGUGAAAGAUGCCAACGAAGAAGAGUUGUUUCAUAUUGCGGGCUCAAUAUCAAGGGUUUACUUUGUGCAACAGUUCGAAGCCUUGGAAGAAAUAAAAAAUCUUGUUGUUCGGGACAUAUGCAAUGAAAAGGCCUGUGAGGAGAGGAAGGUUGAUGUCAUGUUCCUAGUGGACAGCUCUGGUAGCAUAAGCCCUGAUGACUUUGCAAAAAUGCAGAACUUCAUGACAGAUUUUGUGAAUAAAUCUAACAUUGGCCCAGAACAAAUGUGCGUUGGUGCUGUGCAGUUCAGCGGCACAACCAAAGAAAAGUUCCCCCUCAAUAGGUACUUGACAAAGAAUGAUAUCAUUGAUGCUAUUGGGAGUAUGUCUCUUAUUGGAGCUAACACACUCACUGGAGAAGCACUGGUAUUUAUUUCCGAAUAUUUUGAGGCUGCCAAAGGGGCACGGCCUGGCGUCCACAAAGUUCUCAUCCUGAUCACCGAUGGGGAAGCACAAGAUGAGGUGAAAACUCCAGCCACAGCCCUGAGAGAUAAAGGCAUCACAAUCUACUCAGUUGGCGUUUUCAAUGCCAAUAAAACUCAGCUCGAAGAGAUCAGUGGGAAACCGGAAAGGGUGUUUUACGUGGAGAACUUUGACGUUUUGAAUAAGGUACAGGAUGAGCUCAGGUUUGGUGUGUGCAAUCCUGAAGAGGAGUGCAAAAGGCUAGAGCGUUUGGAUAUAGUAUUCGUAAUUGAUAGUUCUGGCAGCAUUGGUUGGGAAAACUAUAAUCUCAUGAAGAAUUUCAUGAUUGGCAUCGUGAAUAAAUCUGAUGUUGGCAAGGAGCUUGUUCAGUUCGGAGCUCUCAAAUAUUCAGAUGAUCCACACGUGCUGUUUGAUCUCGGUAACCACAGUACACAAUCAGCAGUCAUUGAAGCAAUCAAGAAUGACACACAUUUAGGAGGCAAUACAUACACAGCUGAGGCUCUUGAAUAUUCAAAAGAUCUUUUCACUGAGGCACGGGGCAGCCGCAAACACAGGGGCGUUUCCCAAAUUCUCAUGGUCAUAACCGAUGGUAAAUCCCACGAUACAGAAAGACUUGAUGAAGUGUCUAAAAAACUCAGGGGUGAUAAAAUUACUAUCAUGGCCAUUGGGAUAAAAGAGGCCAAUCCUGCUGAACUUCUGACUAUGGCUGGAUCAAAAGAAAACAUGUAUUUUGUGGACACAUUCGAAGGACUGCAAAACAUAUCCUCGAAAUUAUCAGAUAAUCUAUGCAACAAUUCAAAGCCAGAAUGUGAAAUCCAAGCUGAUCUUGUUUUCCUGAUUGAUGGUUCCAAAAGUAUACACCAAGAUAACUUUGAGAAGAUGAAGGUCUUCCUGAAAAAGCUGCUUGAUUUAAUUGAUUAUAAUGACAAUGUGCGAGUUGGUAUGGCCCAAUUUGGUGACCGAUAUAAAGAAGAAUUUGGUCUGGGCGCUUAUCAGAACAAACCAGAACUUCAAGAAAAAAUCAUUAAUGUUACAAUGAUGAAAAGUGAUAGUACAUACAUUGGAGAGGCUCUCAAAGAAGUGAAGGCCUUCUUCAACUCCACAAGACGCAGAAUACGUAGACACGUCAUGCCCAAGUUGCUGCUAAUCACAGAUGGAAAAUCACGUGACCCUGUUGCUGACAAUGCAAGAGCCCUGACUGCCGAUGGUGUCGAGAUUCACACUAUUGGAGUGGGAAAGGUUGACCGGGCAAGACUAAUGGAGAUCACUGAUGACUCAGACAGGAUAUACUCUGUGAAGAAUUUCACAGAUCUGCCAAAUAUUCUAACUCGCGUAACUAAGGAAAUGUGUAAAGAUAAAAGUGAAACAAUAUGUUUUAUGGAUGUCGUUAUUGGAUUCGAUAUCUCAUCUCAGAAAGCAGGAGAUCAUAUUUUCAAUGAGCAGCGCCUUUUGGAGACUUAUCUCCCUGAUAUUUUAAAAGACUUUACAUCUUAUGGGGCUGUGAGUUGUAACAAAGGAACGAAAACACAGUUCAGUGUGGCAAAUCUAAUAGAAAAUACAGACACACCUUUCCUGCGGACUCUCCAAGUUGACCAUGAAAAAAUCCUAGAGGAUCUCCGGAAAGUCAGGCUGAAUGGCCCAUCGUAUCUCAAUGUCAAAUUCCUAGACAGCCUUUGGAAUGUAUUUGAAAAUGUAUCUGGUAAUCACAUGCGAAGCCAGGUUUUGCUUGUUUUCUCCGAUGGCUUGGAUGCUGACAAAGAAGUACUUAAAAAGAAAUCGGAAGAACUUCGGGGGAAAGGACUGGAUGGAAUAAUAACAGUGGCUCUGGAAGGAGUUACCAACUUUCCUGAUCUUCUGGAUAUUGAAUUUGGAAAGGGAUUUGGAUAUAACAAGCAAUUAAGUAUGGGUACACAAAAUAUUGCCAACAGGCUGUUUGCCUUUGUGAUGCAAAUUGCUGAAAGAACAUGCUGCUGCAAAUUCUGUUCGUGUAUGCAAGAGGAAGGGCCCCGUGGACCAAAAGGGAAAAUUGGAUCACAGGGAUUAACUGGUUUGCCCGGCCAUCGGGGAUAUAUAGGAGAGGAUGGAGAGCCAGGUUCCAGAGGAUUCCCUGGGCUGGAGGGACCCCAAGGCUAUAGGGGAGACCCAGGCAGUCGAGGAAUGAAGGGGCUACAAGGCCGAACUGGAAGAAAGGGAGAGAAAGGGGAUGAUGGACUUGAUGGAAUUCUAGGAGAAGAGGGAUCACUUGGACUCCCAGGACACAAAGGAGAGAAAGGGGAUGCAGGCCUGCAGGGCAGCCCAGGACCAAAUGGACUUCCUGGUGAUGAUGGUCAGAAAGGCUUCCAGGGAGAUCCUGGAGAUUCUGGAGUGGACGAUGAUGUAAAAGGAGCAAAAGGUUACAAAGGUUUACAAGGGAGCAGGGGAGAAAAAGGAUCACAAGGUUUUACAGGCGAGAAUGGAUCUCCAGGAAGCGGUGGACCAGAGGGAAAAAGAGGACUUCCAGGCCCACCGGGGACAAAAGGAAACCCUGGUCCUAGAGGUUUAGAAGGAAGACAAGGCUUUGAAGGUCAACGGGGGACAAGUGGCAUUCCUGGUGAGAAAGGAGAGAAAGGACAUUCAGGAAACAAAGGUCUUCCGGGAAACUUGGGGAUCCCAGGCCCUAAAGGAAAUCAAGGGAAACCUGGACUAAGAGGAAAUGAGGGAGAACCUGGGGAUCCUGGAACGAAAGGACCAGCCGGCCCCCGUGGUCCACAAGGAAUGAGGGGGGAUGAGGGAAUUCCUGGAUAUGGUGCAGAAGGAAAGAAAGGAUCAAAGGGAGAAGAAGGCUUCCCAGGAGAAAUUGGAAUGCAGGGUGAAUGUGGAAACCCAGGACCUCCUGGGGAACCAGGACCAAAAGGCAUUAGGGGAAGAAUGGGUACUCCAGGAUUAAAAGGUGAGCCGGGUGGCCCAGGAGCAUGGGGUCCUCCAGGACGUCCGGGUCCAAAAGGCGAGAAGGGUCUGUCCUCAUUUUCGCCUUGUGAGCUCACUGAGUAUCUGCGUGAACACAGCCCUUGUUGGAGGGGAACAUUGGAGUGCCCGGUAUAUCCGACAGACUUAGUAUUUGCCUUGGAUGUAUCUCAAGAUACGACACCCCAGAUAUUUGAGCAGAUGAGAGAGAUGGUCAUAGCAGUUGUGAACAAAACCCAAAUAAGGGAAAGCAACUGCCCAGUGGGAGCCAGAGUCGCCGUUGUGUCCUACAGCUCUGAUACCCACUAUCUGAUCCGCUUCUCGGACUUCCACAACAAGCAACGUUUGCUGCAGGAGCUAACUCAGCUUUCUUACCGGAGGUCAACGAGCAGGCGUGACACUGGCGCGUCCAUGAGGUUCGUUGCCAGGAAUGUUUUCAAGAGAACUCUCCCAGGUGCUAACAUGAGAAAAGUUGCUGUCUUCUUCAGCAACGGCCAAUCUGACAAUGGAGAUUCUCUCAGCACAGCAGUCCUGGAGUUCAGUGCGUUCAACAUCCACCCAGUGGUCAUUGCUUUUAAAAAUAUCCCUAGCAUCAAUCGUGCUUUUUUGAUAGAUGACACAAGACUGUUUCAAGUUAUCAAUAUUCAACCUGAGAGCGAUUAUACUCCGGCCUUAAAAAAACUUCAGUCGUGUGUACUUUGCUAUGACAAAUGCAAACCAGAUAACUCUUGCAUCCGCGCCGAAACCCUCCGUCCUAGGGGCUACGUGGACGCCGCUUUCCUUUUGGAAAAUUCAAGGAAAAUAAGCCCGGUUGAAUUUCAGAAACUGAAAGAUUUUCUAAGCGCAGCGCUCGACAGCUUUGACAUCUCUGCGGAACCAGAGACCUCUUUGACAGGGGACAGGGUGGCUGUGUUGAGCCAUGCUCCUCCAGAAUUCAGGCCCAAAACCCAGAGGAGCCCAGUAGAGAUCGAGUUUGACUUUUUGACUUAUGGCAGUAAAAUACGAAUGAAGAGACACAUCCAGGAGUCUAUCCAGCAGCUAAAUGGAGCGGCUGCUGUUGGCCAUGCCAUACAGUGGACCGUUAGCAACAUCUUUACUGAAGCACCCAACCAGAGAAAAUACAAGGCUAUCUUUGUUGUUUCUGUUGGAGGAACAAGUCAAUGGGACAAGGAAGUGCUGAGGGAUGCAGCUCUGAGAGCCAAGUGCCUGGGCUACGCACUCUUUGUGCUUUCAUUGGGGGAUGAAUAUGACGAUGUGGAAAUUGAAGAACUAGCAAGCCCGCCCCUGGAACAUCACUUGGUGCAGCUUGGACGAAUUCACAAGGCUGAACUUGGAUAUGCAGUGAAGUUUCUGAAGCCAUUUGUACGCCUCCUUAAGAGUGAAAUGAACAAGUAUCCGCAAGCACAGCUCAAGAGAAAAUGUACAAGCAUUAGCGAACAAAGGCCUCUGUAUGGUCCACCCAAGCGCAUUUUUGCUGUUGACAACACUAUGUCAAACGGAGCUAUGCUUCUAGAUGCCGAAUCUGCUUUUUUGGAGCCCACACCAUAUGAUUUCGUAACCCCUGGAAAUCCCUUCAGCAGUGGACAGCAGAUCAUUGUACCUGGAAAUUAGCAACGUGUUUGGGUUGGAAACUAUGCCUCUGCAGCAACUUGUGAAGUACUGCACUCCCAUUUCUAUUGCCGUCGUUGCUAAUGACUUUGCUCAUUGAUUCAUUUGUUCAGGAACUGAUAACAAAUCUCUAUUAAAAACAAAGACAAAUUGAAGACAAUUUUGGGAGGGUGCAAAGUGAUGGUUCUGACAAGACAGGCUGAAGAAUGAAGUACGGUAUGUUUUCAUGUACAUUAGAAGGUUUUCAUCUGUGAAUCCACCUCCUGCUUGUUUUGAAUUUCCUUUAGAAGAGUGAAAAUAACGGAGCGUAGAAGCCACAGUUACUUUGUUGUUUCCAGAGGUUUUCUGGCUUUUAGCCUAAUAAAUGCACAAACUGAUGUGCUGUAUUUUGUAGUUGGGAGCUUGCUAACCUAUUCAGCACUGUUGAGUUUGCUAUAUGGAAUAUGUCCAUACUUGCAAGUGUCUCUUAGCUAUGACGUCAUCAGUGAUAGUUCCCUCUUUCCCACUUGCGGAGACCUGAACCAUUUGUAAUAACUCUUCUUAAAAGUUUGUUUUGUUUCCUAAUUGAGUUUCUUAGUGUCCUUGGAUAGCUGUGCUCUCUGAUGACAGUCCAGCCCCAAACCUUUUUUUGAAUGCUAAUCUGAUGUUGUGAUGCAAUAGCAGUGAAAGGUUGCAUUUUUGUACGGCAGGUUCUUUAAUUUUGUGCUAAUUUUGUACAUGGGAUGGUAUGAUGUUGUGUGGCAUCUCAGCAAUAAUCUCUGGAGAUUUGCUCAUUUCACUGUGACACUCGUUUCUAAUCUGCACUUUGGACUUGAGGUAGCAGGGGGAACGCAUGCCAUCUCUGUGUGCCGUGCAAGUGUCCAACUGGCUGAGUCAGCAGACUGAAACCUUGUCCCCCAUCAGGGAUCCCCCUUUCGUUCUAUCCCAGAUAGCUCAGUGGUUGUGGGUUGUAAAGGGGCUACAAAUCGAUGCAAGAAUGUGUGCAAAUAAAGUUGAUCUCGGAAUCAAAACGGGUGAAAUUA